ACCAACAACAAGGUCCCAUUGGCGUUUCACUUCAUUCAUUCACAUUCACUCACUCGCUCCCUCUUUCGCUCUUAAAAUCCGUGCACUUCGUUCCAGACGCAUGAGAGAGAGAGACUGAAACGCAGGACAGCGUUGCCGUUUUGGACGACGCUAAACGACGAACCAAAACGCGUUCGCUACAAACACAAACCGUAACUCACAACUGUACCACUACAAAAUCAUCGACGUUUCCAUUCAGCAACACGCUGAAUCAGUGAGGCGAAGCGCCAGGAGAAUGGGAAAAUCGACCACAGGGAACAGAGACUGGACGCAGAUGUACGCGAUCUACGGAAUGGAGCAAUGGCAAACCCUAAUAUUCCUAUUGUGCCAGGCGAUACUCUUCUCUGUCUUGUCUGUUUUGUAUCUUCUUUAUUUCGAUCUCGUAUGCAACUUUUUCGAGCGAAUCUUUUCGGGCGGCGCCGGCGGCACCGCGCGAUUCGCUGCCGGAAUCACCGGCUCCGUGACGGCGCUCUCCGCGCUGUGCCUGUUCUUCGCGGCGGCGAAUUUUUUCUACUCGUCCGUACCGCUGCACUUCGACAUGGCGCAGCGCAUCGUCUCCGCCGUGCACGACUGGUCCUCGGUGAAGCUGGCGCUGGACCUCGGCUGCUGCGGCCGCGGGAUCCUCCUGAACGCGGUGGCGACGCAGCUCAAGAAGGAAGGGAGCUCCGGCCGCGUCGUCGGCCUCGACCGGUCGAAGCGGACGACGCUGUCGACGCUGCGCGCGGCGAAGAUGGAGGGAGUCGGCGAGUACGUGACGUGCCGCGAGGGCGACGCGCGGCGGCUGCCGUUUCCGGAUAACUACUUCGACGUGGUGGUUUCCGGCGUGUUCGUGCACACCGUCGGGAGGGAGUACGGCGCGCGCACGGCGGAGGCGGCGGCGGAGAGGAUGCGCGCAGUGGCGGAGUUGGUGAGGGUGAUGAAGCCUGGCGGUGUAGGUGUGGUGUGGGACCUACUGCACGUGCCGGAGUACGUGCUUCGGUUGCAGGAAUUGAAGAUGGAAGAUGUGAGAGUUUCUGAGCGUGUAACCGCCUUCAUGGUCAGCAGCCACAUCGUUUCAUUCCGGAAGCCCAGUCAGCACGUCCAUGGCCCCGCCGAAGUUCGCUUGGACUGGAGAUUAUGCUGACCUGGAUUUUUCACACUAAAUAGACAAAUAUUAAUUAUAUAUAUAUAUUAAUAUUAUACUAAGAAAUAUUUUCUUAAAAAAAAAGAGAUAUGAAUGAGAAUAUCUGAAGGUAAAGUUAUGGCUGGGGAGGCGAAGGCGAACCAGAUCUUGAAAAAAAUUAUAUGUAAAAAAAAGCAAAGAAGUGGAUGAUGCAAUAAUGUGAUGAAUCGAGUUGGAGCCGGAUUUUUGUAUAUGUUGCUGGUUUUAUUGAUAGCAAUGAAAUUGUAGCCCUUUUGAUGUAUCUUAGUUCUUGUUUUUUUUUUUUUUGUUUUCUCAAAAUUGAUUUUGAAUGCUGUGUGAUUGUGUUGAAAUUGUGUUAGAUUAUGUUUAUUCUGUUUUUCAUACCGGUGCUAAUUUUUCAAACGUUGUUUGAAUGGGGGAAGGUUUUAAUUAUGAGUAGUGGAAAAGCCGCUAAUCGUGGCUUGAAUGGAUGAAUAGUGAGGCAAAGAAGAGUUUCUUUUGAUUUUUAAUUUUUAAGCAUGAAGGUGUCGUUGUCUUUAUUUAAUUUUUGGGGUUUCGAGUUUCUCUCUUCCAUGUGAGGUUGGAUUCUAUUAUAAAAAGUUGAAAGCUAAAUGUCGACGAAUGGAUGGCAAAAAAAAGUAGUGAUAUUUCUUUCCGGUACAAUGCAACUUUGUGGAGGUUAUGGGUUGAAAUGAUGGCGUGGACUGCUGGCCCUGUUGGAGUCACAAUCAGAGAUUUUCGAUUGCGAAGCUUUAACCACAUGCUGGAGGAGUUUGUUGAAGUUUACAUCUCAUGCUACGGAGUGAGGUUCGUGAUGUUGCUAGCCAUAGAGAACUGAAAUGGUUUCCCAAAAUUUGGUGAUGGAGUCAUUUAACUUCGUUUUGUUCUAUCAAUUUGCACGUGAAGUUGAAAAUUACUGGUAUUGUGUUCA
Messenger RNA from Cajanus cajan (pigeon pea), 2093 nucleotides. RefSeq lists its product as uncharacterized. NCBI's taxonomy places the organism in Eukaryota, Viridiplantae, Streptophyta, Magnoliopsida, Fabales, Fabaceae. The record is from RefSeq and is a predicted model, not a curated record. Gene Ontology annotation, molecular function: S-adenosylmethionine-dependent methyltransferase activity.